AUGUCACCCACCUGUAAAAGCAUCAUAACACCUUACAAAGAAAUGUGUGGCUCGAUCUCUUUAAUUUCUGAGGUCCUUUGCCCAGAAAUGCAACCAAAAACCUUGAAAAUUGUCCUCUACACUCUCUUCUUCUUAUUUCCAACUCUGUACCACUCACUUCCUCUCUCUACAAACUCAAGAUGGAUCAUCGAGGAGCCAAGUGGAAAUCGAAAGAAACUGACCUGUGUCAACUGGGCUGCCCAUCUUCAACCCAUGUUACCAGAAGGGAUUGAAAAGAAGCCAUUAAAAUACAUUGCAGAGCAGGUGGGUGCAAUGGGGUUUAACUGUGUACGCCUCACUUGGGCCACCUAUAUGUUCACUCGCUUUUCAAACCGCACUGUUGCAGAGUCUCUAGAUCAGCUGGGUCUCAAACAGGCCAUGGUAGGUAUGACUCAGUACAAUCCUCUGUUUUUGAACUUGACCCUCGUUGAUGCUCAGAAAGCUGUGGUCGAUGAGCUUGGAGCUCAUAAUAUCAUGGUGGUGCUGGAUAACCAUGUUAGCCUACCCAAGUGGUGUUGUAGUGAGAAUGAUGGAAACGGGUUCUUUGGAGAUCUGUAUUUUGAUUCCAAUGAAUGGUUGCUGGGAUUAACUAUGGUGGCGAAUCGGUAUAAGGGUAAUCCGGCGAUAGUGGCCAUGAGCUUGAGGAAUGAGCUACGUGGUCCGCACCAGAACGAGACCGGUUGGUAUAAAUACAUCCAGGAGGGAGCCACCGCGAUUCACAGCGAAAACCCAGAUGUGUUGGUGGUGGUGUCAGGGUUAUCUUUCGAAACCAACCUGAGCUUCUUGAAGGAGAAGCCAUUGGAAUUGAAUUUCAGCAACAAGUUGGUGUAUGAGGCACACUGGUACGGGUUUUUCAACCCGAAACAGAAAUGGUUGUCUGAAACACUUGAGAUAGAUGAAAAAACGAAUGAGGAGUGUGCAAACGUGACAGAGGAAUUUAUCAAACAGUCUGCCUUUGUGAUGAUGAGUAGUACUAGUAGGAGUAGCAACAACCCGGCUCCUCUGUUUUUGAGUGAAUUUGGUGUGGAUCAGAGAGGUGUGAAUGAGGGAGAUAACAGGUAUUUGGGUUGCUUGUUAAGCAUUAUGGCGGAGAGAGAUAUUGAUUGGGCCUUGUGGGCUUUGCAGGGAAGUUAUAUGCUGAGGGAAGGGCAGGUUGAUUCGGAGGAAGUGUAUGGGAUGUUUGAUGUUAAUUGGGAUCAUCUUAGAAAUUCAACUGUGCAACAGAGGCUACAGCUUAUAAAACAGAUGACCCAAGGGGAAUUGCAAAAUCAAAUGACAGAAAACAUAUCCUUUAUCAUGUAUCAUCCCCAAAGUGGGCAAUGUGUUCAAGCAGCCAAGGACAGCUUUUUCACAAGCGAUUGCCAAGAUUGGAGUUUUUGGGCACACCACGAAGAUGGAGGCCCGAUCCGGCUGACGGAUUCUUCAGGAUGUCUUACCGCAGUGGCUGAUGGGGUUCCGGCCAUUAUUUCCGAUGAUUGCUCGAGCCAGAAGAGUAUGUGGAAGCUUGUUUCUAGCUCCAAGCUUCAUGUAGCUGCUCAAGAUGAACUAGGAAGGACAGAGAUAAUUUGGGAGGGGCCCCUCUGGUCACGAAGGAAAACGCAAUCAAUCGCAGUUAGGCAAAUUGACUUUGGGCCGGGUGGGUCAUCAGGCCCAUGCUCAAUCUUUACCAGCGUUGAGUACACAAAGCUAAAGGCAACUGAUCUCGAUGAAAGUGGUGCAUAA
Molecule: messenger RNA, 1761 nt
Organism: Ilex paraguariensis (yerba mate)
Lineage: Eukaryota; Viridiplantae; Streptophyta; Magnoliopsida; Aquifoliales; Aquifoliaceae
Source: the annotation of a GenBank genome assembly